Molecule: messenger RNA, 210 nt
Organism: Peromyscus eremicus (cactus mouse)
Lineage: Eukaryota; Metazoa; Chordata; Mammalia; Rodentia; Cricetidae
Product: large ribosomal subunit protein eL38-like
Exons: 1
Coding region: 1-210 (69 amino acids)
Biological process (GO): protein-RNA complex assembly; translation
Cellular component (GO): cytosolic large ribosomal subunit; ribosome
Molecular function (GO): structural constituent of ribosome
Source: RefSeq, a predicted model, not a curated record
AUGCCUCUGAAAACCAAGGAAAUCAAGGACUUUCUGCUCACAGCCAGGCAGAGGGAUGCCAAAUCUGUCAAGAUCAAGAAGAACAAAAAUAAUAUGAAGUUCAAAGUUCGCUGCAGUAGGUACCUUUAUACCCUGGUCAUCACAGACAAGAAGACUCAGAAAUUGGAGCAAUCUCUCCCACCUGAACUGGCAGUGAAGAAGCUAAAAUGA